Penaeus vannamei (Pacific white shrimp) is the source of this 933-nucleotide messenger RNA. The record is from RefSeq and is a predicted model, not a curated record. Lineage: Eukaryota; Metazoa; Arthropoda; Malacostraca; Decapoda; Penaeidae.
AUGAGAGUAACCCCUGCAAAAAUCCGAAAAACCAAAGAAGACAAACUUGACCCCAAUAUUACCCAGAGAUUCCGUUGGCCCUUCUACGAAAUCAGAGUUAACCAAAUGUUGCUCGGCUUUUGCAACAACUUCACCUACUGGGUUAUGAUCACAGCUGCCUAUGACCUUCUCACGCCCGAGACACAAGUAAGUAGUAACUCAAAUGUACGUGGAGCGAUCGCAGGACCAAGGACACCCAACGGACCUCCAGCAGACGAGCUUCUUCAACAGGAGUCCUACAGCUAUUCCGGGCGAAGGAGGAGGAGGAGGAGGAGGAGGAGGAGGGAGGAGGAGGAAGAAGAGUCUUGGUUAAAUGUGUCUUCGCCUCUGUCCGCCGUCAACACCUUCAAGUGUCAGAGACAUUCCACGGGGGCCAUUCUCAUCGCCGACACCCUGCCGGCCACAGCCCUCACCCUGGCAGCCCCUGUGGUGCUACUGGUCGCUGUCAACGUGCGAGUGGCACUCAUUUGCAGCCUGUGUGUUGCUUCUUACCUUACGCUAGGCCUGGCACCUCCGAAGUUCGUGUUCCUGGGCGUGGCACUGGCUUCGGCUUCGAGGGGUUUCUCCGAUACGACAUUCCUCGGACACGCUUCUCGGUAUCACGAACACGUCCUCUCUCUCUGGUCUUCGGGCACAGGAAUUGCCACCUUUAUGGGUCCUCUCCUGUACGCGUCCCUCACCACCGCCGGGGUCAAGCCGAAGAACGCCUUGCUCUCGUUUCUGAUGGUGCCCGCGGUGAUCGUUCUCAGUUUCUGUUGCAUUCUGAGUAACCACGAAGACCUCAGCGGGAGAUCGGACGUGGAAAUGGUGCUCGAGGUCGAAACAGAUUUGCCGAAGAAGAAAAGCAUGCAGCUAAAUCCAAGAAAAACUCGAUCUUUUCAUGAGAGGAAGUAG